Messenger RNA from Thermochaetoides thermophila DSM 1495, 2040 nucleotides. RefSeq lists its product as uncharacterized. Gene Ontology annotation, molecular function: protein binding; GTPase activator activity. The transcript is spliced from 4 exons. Lineage: Eukaryota; Fungi; Ascomycota; Sordariomycetes; Sordariales; Chaetomiaceae. Gene Ontology annotation, biological process: endoplasmic reticulum to Golgi vesicle-mediated transport; intra-Golgi vesicle-mediated transport; endocytosis. Bases 1 to 2040 code for a protein of 679 amino acids. The record is from RefSeq and is a predicted model, not a curated record. Gene Ontology annotation, cellular component: Golgi apparatus.
AUGUCGGCCCUCUCGAAGCGCCAGCAGGCGCGCAACGAGAAGAUCCUUCAGGAGUUGGUUCAGCUUCCCGGAAACAACUGCUGCGCGGAUUGUCAAGCACCCAAUCCAGCUUGGGCAUCAUGGAGCUUGGGUAUCUUCCUCUGCAUGCGAUGUGCUACUAUCCAUCGCAAGCUGGGCACCCAUAUCUCCAAGGUGAAAUCAUUGAGCAUGGAUAGCUGGAGCAACGAGCAGGUUGACAACAUGAAGAAGGUCGGCAAUAUCAUGUCAAACAAGCUGUACAACCCCGAGGGCAAGAAACCACCCGUUCCCAUCGACGCCGAAGAGAUGGACAGUGUGAUGGAGCGCUUCAUCCGCCAGAAGUAUGUCACUCGUACGCUGUCUACCAACAAAAAGGGUGAUAUCGACUUGGACGAGCGCCCUCCUCCUCUCCCACCGAAAACGCCCAGUCGAUUCGGCCUUCGCUCCGCCUCUUCGCUCUUCCCCCUUGGUGGGCGGUCCAAAAAGUCUAGUCAUGAGCCGACUAGCCCUCGCGAGGUUCCUCCUCGCCCACCGCCCCGUCCGAGAUCUCCUGGAGUGUUUGGUGCCAGAGUUGAUCGCGAUGAUCGCUCCGAGAAGGACGAUACUGAGCAGAAGUUGGCAAAGUUACGGGAUAUGGGAUUUACAGAUGAGAAGCGAAACGCCAUGGUUCUGAAAGGAGUCGGUGGCAAUUUGGAAAAGGCUGUCGAAGCUCUAAUCCGUCUUGGUGAAGGCAACUUAGCAGGCGGGAGAUCGGGAACUUCUCUCACAGGCCCGCCGCGGUCGGCUACUUUGCCAGUCACCAGGACUUUGACCCCCAGCGCACCAUCUAACGUCGUUUCGGAGCGCGCCCGGCCCAUCAGCCCAGCUAGCACGAAUCCUUUUGAUAUGCUCGACACUCCUCCGCCGCCGCAACCUCUGUCAACCCAGUCCACCGGCACUCUGCAGACGAAGAAUCCUUACCUGUCGACGAACCCAUUCGGUGUACCCCCACCGGCCCCGUCAGCUCUCGAUCAGGCCUUCCAGAAUCUGUCCCUCGCGCCGGCAUCCCAGCCUCUCUUCCCUCACCACACCGGAGGGAUGAUCCAUCCACAAAACACUGGAUCCCUGUACCAACCACCAUUGACGGCUCCUUUGACCGCGACGCUCCCGACAACAAGCCAGGGAUAUUCGGGAAUGAUGCCGAAUGGGAACCAGUCACUAUAUGCGCAGCAGUUGCAGCCGCAAAUUACUGGCUACAGUAACAACCCCUUCUUUGCAGCCCAGCAACCGCAACCGCAACCGCAGCCACAAUUAUCAGUGAACACGACGCCUUUUGGCAGCGGGAAUUACGGAAACAACCCAUUCACUCGGUCACCCACGCGUCUCCAAUCGCCGAGUCUCUCGCAAAUUCCGGAGCAAUCACAGCAAAACUACUUCACUGCAUCAUCGACACCUCAACCACAGCCGGCAUCAAACCCGUUUUUUGCGCAGGCGGCGACAACGCCCGGUGUCCAGCCACAGGCGCAACUGACCGGCCAGUUGCAACAGCCCGUCCAAGCUACGAUACAACUGCCGCAGCAGCAGGUGAUGGGCCUGGCUCCUCAGAUGACAGGAUACUAUUCACAACAACAGCCAAUGCAGCAGCAACCGCAGCAGCGGGUCGUUGACAAGGCGUCUAUCCUCGCCUUGUACAACUAUCCCCAGCUAGCUCCCCAGCCGGCAGGGCUGCAGGCUCAGAAUCAGCAGCAGCAACAGCCACAGCAACAGCCAUCACAACCCCAAGAUCAGCAGCAACACCAGCAGCAACCCCCCGCUAGUCCCCAGCCAGGAAGCAAAAACCCGUUUGCAGGUGCUGGUUCGGGAAAGAAUGCGUCAUCUGCCGCGUCACAGCCUUCUCAAGACCAGCCUGGAACCAUGAUGGCGACUCCACAGCCUAGGCGGUAUAAUGCUAGUAGGGAGAGCAUGAUGGCCUUGGGCAUGGAGUGGUCCAAUGGCAGGCAUAGUCCCGACGCGUUUGCGAGCUUGAGCGCGAGGGAUAGAUGA